Neoarius graeffei (lesser salmon catfish) is the source of this 3389-nucleotide messenger RNA. Its product is annotated as collagen alpha-1(XXV) chain. NCBI's taxonomy places the organism in Eukaryota, Metazoa, Chordata, Actinopteri, Siluriformes, Ariidae. The record is from RefSeq and is a predicted model, not a curated record. Bases 343 to 2379 code for a protein of 678 amino acids. The transcript is spliced from 38 exons.
GGAGCGUGUGGAAUGCAUUGCGCUCUGCUCAGCGCGCGCGCAAACCCUCGUGCGCUUUAAAGCUUCCGCCGCCGCGCCUGUCCAAGUAUGGAUGCGUAACGUCUGGCCACGCCAUCUCACUGACUCUUAUUUUUGUCCAGUCCAUCAGCUCGCUCCCAGAAGCCUCUGCGCAGGUUAUCCGGUUAUCAGGUUGGGUUUGAAUUGAGCGCGCGCUAGACGGAGCUGCGCGCGCGCGGACCCGGACGUCGCUCUCAGCAUCGGACGCGUCGAACUCUAACAGUCCGAGUCCUUCUGCAUGGUGAUUAUUUACAUAGUAGCCUAUUGCACGGUUGAAAGAGAGUUAUGAAGGCUUCCGAAGCCGCACAUCAGCCCAGAUGCGCUGUGAAAAUGGAGAGCGACUCGGGUUCUGGCGGCCAGCGGCAUUAUCUCCGCGCCAUCACCGGUGCCAUCCCGUUUGUUUUCUCCGUCGCGGCUGUCGCCUUUUGCAUCCUCUUGGGGUUUCAAACCGGUGACAUAAAGAACAGAAUGCUCGAGUUAGAAAGCAGCAAUGGAGAGCGGCUUUUACACCCGUUUGCUGAGGUCUCCAUAGACGAGUUUAACUCAAUGGUACAGGACAGAGUGGACGAGGUUCUGUCACAGCGCUCCUACGAACAUUUUGCACGCGUCAGGACAGCACGUCAAGUCUCACCUGAAUGCAACUGCCCACCAGGCCCACCGGGAAAGCGAGGAAGAAGAGGACACAAUGGAGAACCCGGUCAUCCAGGCCGUCCUGGCCCAGAUGGUCCACCCGGUCUGAAAGGUGAGAAGGGAGAUCAAGGAGACCAGGGACCGCGGAUGGUCUUCCCUAAGAUCAAUCAUGGCUUUCUUUCUGCUGAUCAGCAGCUCAUUAAGCGUCGGCUCAUUAAGGGUGAUCAGGGCCAAGCAGGCCCUCCAGGCCCCCCAGGACCUCCAGGUCCUCCUGGUCCCAGGGGACCCCCAGGAGACACAGGGAAGGAUGGUCCCAGGGGAGCUCCAGGGUUACCCGGUGACCCAGGAGCCCCAGGCGAGCUCGGCCCUGUGGGACCCGAGGGCCCUCCAGGACUCAAGGGCUCCACUGGGCCAACUGGCAUUCCAGGUAUUGACGGAUUGAAGGGCGAGGUGGGUCUGCCCGGAUUAGAUGGAACCCCCGGUGCCAAGGGUGACAGAGGAGAGCCAGGUGAAAAGGGUGACAUGGGAGAAGAAGGGCCAAAGGGCAAUGUUGGUGAGAAGGGUGAUGCAGGGUCUUCUGCAGCUGGCAUUAAGGGUGAACCAGGUGAACCAGGACGAAGUGGGCAAAAGGGAGAACCAGGACUUCCAGGGCUGCCUGGACUUCCCGGAAUAAAGGGUGAACCUGGCUUUCUCGGCCCUCAGGGAGAGCCAGGGCUGCCAGGACUACCUGGAACCAAGGGAGAACGCGGAGAACCAGGAUUGCCAGAAAAGGGUGAACGUGGGGAGACAGGCCCAUUUGGACCAAAGGGAGCACAAGGGGAGCCAGGAACACCAGGCCUCAAAGGAGCCAAGGGGGACACUGGAGACAAAGGAGAUGUUGGACUCACAGGACCCACAGGUCCAGCUGGAGAGAAAGGUGACCAGGGUACAACUGAAAUAAUCGACUACAGUGGAAACAUCCAAGAAGCACUUCAGAAGAUAACCACUAUUACAGUGACGGGUCCCCCUGGGCCUCCUGGACCAGUUGGACCACAGGGCAUUAAGGGUGAUCAAGGUCCUCCAGGUCUUCCAGGUCUUGAUGGAGAAAGGGGUCACAAGGGUUCAAAAGGUGACAUGGGAAUGCCAGGAAUGUCUGGCGAUAAAGGAUCUGUAGGAUUGCCCGGGCUACCAGGUUCCAAUGGUCAGAAAGGUGAAAAAGGUGAUACUGGCCUGCCUGGACCUCAAGGACCAUCUAUUAUCGGCCCUCCUGGGGCACUUGGUCCACAUGGUCCUCCUGGUCCAAUGGGCCCACAUGGAUUCCCUGGACAAAAGGGGGAAGCAGGUUUGCCUGGUUUGAAGGGAGCACGCGGGGAGCCCGGGCAUAAGGGUGACCGCGGACCCCUGGGCCUCCCUGGAGCGUCUGGCUUGGAUGGCAAGCCGGGAUUAAGGGGUACAGACGGCCCAGUUGGUGCUCCUGGUCCUGCUGGUCCUAAAGGAGAUAGAGGUGAGAAGGGUGCCACAGGUGAACCUGGACCAAGAGGACCAUAUGGAUUACCUGGUGCUGCUGGGACACCUGGCUUGGAUGGGGAGAAGGGAAAGAAGGGCAAAAAAGGGCCUAAGGGGGAGAAAGGAGAACAGGGUGCCCCUGGAUUAGAUGCACCCUGCCCAUUGGGGCCAGAUGGAUUACCAAUGCCUGGCUGCUGGCAAAAGUGAACAGUCUAACUCAAACCGCAUGGAAUUUGUAAAUAAUGCUCCAUUAUUGUAUUUAUAGUUUUUAUUUUUAAUUGUGAAGAAGAAUAUAAAUGGAUCUUAAUAUAAAUAUGUGUGUACACUGAGGUAAAAGUGAAAAGAUCAUGAGCCUCACCAUGCCCAGCUGCUUCUACUCACCCUUGUGCUGUCAUGGCGGUGUGUGUCACAUUCACAUAAGCAUGGUGGAGUUUAGAUCAUGUGUGUGACCCACCACAAGACUCUUGAACACAAGAACAGGUUUGCAUGGUCCUUGGGAAAAGAGCGGAUACAGAAAUGGAUUAAUGAGGUGCAAGAAAAAGGUGGAAGAGAAAGAGGAGGCGAUGGAGAGAUCAGGACUUGUUCAUAUCAUCAUGUCGUACUACCAGCUCAAAAGACUAAAGACUGUCCACACAACCUAAAAUAAGCAUGUCUAUAUCACAUUGUGCUGUGAUCAAAAUGCUAUGGCUUCUGCAGAGCACUAACCAACUGUUCUUACUUUGUCUAAUAAGGAACGUUUUGCCCAAAGGUUUAAUUUACUUUUUGUCAUCUUCCCAAGGGAGUCACACCUUGGCUGGUGGCCUGAGAGAGUCAUUUAAGUGGAGGUUGAAUGAGAUUGUUGGUUUCCUUUAUUGUUAAGAGGUCAGUUACUUCAGCAGUUCGGGAUUUAAUUCCCUGAGCGCCGUGACUUAUUGAAAUGAACAACGAACUGUAAUCACAGGAUAAGUGGAAGAAAGAGCAGCAGCUGCACUGUCUUCAUCUAAUCCUGUGUCAGGUGGCAGAUCAGAAACUUCAACCUAAAUGCUCUCUACUGGAGUGAGUGCGUGCAAAAGGAUGGAGAUUUCCAACACCUGUCGCAUCGUCAGGAACGGCGUCUCAGUAUUCCUCUGAAACGGAAAGCUUGAUGGGAUCUCCUGAGAUGACGUGAUGACAUUUUUUUAAUCAAUAGUCAAUAGUGACUCAAGUCUUUUGUUAUUAAAUUAUUGUCAUUCCCUUAU